This is a messenger RNA of Vicugna pacos (alpaca), 3389 nucleotides long. The record is from RefSeq and is a predicted model, not a curated record. NCBI's taxonomy places the organism in Eukaryota, Metazoa, Chordata, Mammalia, Artiodactyla, Camelidae.
AUCUGAUAAAUUAAAGAUUACAGUAAGUAUUUUAUUUCCAAUUCAGAAAUGAAACACGGGUUCAUACUGAGCCUAGGAUGUGUCAGUUUCAGACUUGAACAAACCACCCCGAAUUAUCCCUUCCUCACAGCCGAAAGAAUGCAAUGGCGUGAAGAUUCCCGUCGACGCCAGCAAGCCCAACCCAAACGACGUGGAGUUUGAUAAUCUGUAUCUGGAUAUGAACGGAAUCAUCCACCCCUGCACUCAUCCUGAGGACAAACCAGCACCCAAAAACGAGGAUGAAAUGAUGGUUGCGAUUUUUGAAUACAUCGACAGACUUUUCAAUAUUGUGAGGCCAAGACGCCUUCUCUACAUGGCGAUAGAUGGAGUGGCGCCCCGCGCGAAGAUGAACCAGCAGCGCUCUCGGAGGUUCCGCGCGUCCAAAGAGGGAACGGAGGCGGCGGCGGAGAAGCAGCGCGUCCGGGAGGAAAUACUGGCAAGAGGUGGCUUUCUUCCUCCAGAAGAAAUAAAAGAGAGGUUUGACAGCAACUGUAUUACCCCAGGAACUGAGUUCAUGGACAAUCUUGCUAAAUGCCUUCGCUAUUACAUAGCUGAUCGUUUAAAUAAUGACCCUGGGUGGAAAAAUUUGACGGUUAUUUUAUCUGAUGCUAGUGUCCCUGGUGAAGGGGAACAUAAAAUCAUGGAUUACAUUAGAAGACAAAGAGCCCAGCCCAACCACGACCCAAACACUCACCACUGCCUGUGUGGAGCUGACGCUGACCUCAUUAUGCUCGGCCUUGCUACACAUGAGCCCAACUUUACCAUCAUCAGAGAAGAGUUCAAACCGAACAAGCCCAAACCGUGCGGGCUCUGUAAUCAGCUGGGGCACGAGGUGAAGGACUGUGAAGGUUUGCCAAGAGAAAAGAAGGGGAAGCACGAUGAGCUUGCAGACAGUCUUCCUUGUGCAGAGGGCGAGUUCAUCUUCCUCCGGCUCAGUGUGCUCCGCGAGUACUUGGAGAGAGAGCUCACCAUGGCCAGCCUGCCGUUCACGUUCGACGUGGAGAGGAGCAUCGACGACUGGGUCUUCAUGUGCUUCUUUGUGGGGAACGACUUCCUUCCUCACCUGCCGUCCCUGGAGAUCAGGGAAGGUGCAAUUGACCGUUUGGUUAACAUUUACAAAACUGUGGUACACAAAACUGGGGGUUACCUUACAGAAAGUGGUUAUGUCAAUCUGCAGAGAGUACAGAUGAUCAUGUUAGCAGUUGGUGAAGUUGAGGAUAGCAUUUUUAAAAAGAGAAAGGAUGAUGAGGACAGUUUUAGAAGACGACAGAAAGAAAAAAGAAAGAGAAUGAAGAGAGAUCAGCCGUCUUUCUCCCCUGGUGGAAUAUUAACUCCUCACGCCCUGGGUUCGAGAGGUUCACUAGGAUCUCAAGUGGCCAGUAACCCGAGACAAGCAGCCUAUGAAAUGAGGAUGCAGAACAGCUCCAGUCCUUCGGUGUCUCCUAACACGAGCUUCACCUCUGACGGCUCCCCGUCUCCGAGAGGGAUUAAGCGAAAAGCGGAAGACAGUGACAGUGAACCUGAGCCAGAGGAUAACGUCAGACUGUGGGAAGCGGGCUGGAAGCAGCGGUACUACAAGAACAAAUUCGACGUGGACGCGGCCGAUGAGAAGUUCCGUCGCAAAGUUGUGCAGUCUUACGUGGAAGGGCUCUGCUGGGUUCUUCGCUAUUAUUACCAGGGCUGUGCGUCCUGGAAGUGGUACUACCCGUUCCACUACGCGCCGUUUGCUUCAGACUUUGAAGGUAUUGCGGAUAUGCCCUCUGAUUUUGAGAAGGGGACUAAACCGUUUAAACCACUGGAACAACUGAUGGGGGUUUUUCCAGCUGCAAGUGGUAACUUUCUGCCUCCGUCAUGGCGGAAGCUCAUGAGUGACCCUGAUUCUAGCAUAAUCGACUUCUACCCUGAAGACUUUGCCAUUGACUUGAAUGGGAAGAAGUAUGCAUGGCAAGGUGUCGCGCUGCUGCCAUUCGUGGACGAGCGGAGACUGCGGGCCGCCCUGGAGGAGGUGUACCCGGACCUCACUCCCGAAGAGUCCAGGAGAAACAGCCUGGGCGGCGACGUGCUGUUCGUGGGCCGGCAGCACCCACUGCACGACUUCAUCUCGGAGCUGUACCGGGCGGGCUCCACGCAGUCGGUGGAUGUACCACCUGAACUCUGUCACGGGAUUCAAGGAAGGUUUUCUUUGGAUGAAGAAGCCAUUCUUCCAGAUCAGGUGGUGUGCUCUCCGGUUCCCUUGUUACGGGACCUGACACAGAACACCGCGGUCAGUAUUAAUUUUAAAGACCCGCAGUUCGCUGAAGAUUACGUUUUUAAGGCCGUAAUGCUUCCGGGAGCAAGAAAACCUGCACCGGUGUUGAAACCCAGCGACUGGGAGAAAUCCAGCAACGGACGGCAGUGGAAGCCCCAGCUGGGCUUCAGCCGGGACCGGCGGCCCGUCCACCUGGACCCCGCGGCCUUCAGGACUUUGGGCCACGUCAUGCCGAGAGGCCCGGGAGCCGGCGUUUACAACAGUGCUGCCCCACCACCUGCGACCUACCAGGGGAGCUUGUACCGGCCGCUGCUGAGAGGACAAGCCCAGAUCCCCAAACUGAUGUCAAAUAUGAGGCCCCCGGAUUCCUGGCGGGGUCCUCCUCCACUUUUCCAGCAGCAAAGAUUUGACAGAGGUGUUGGGGCUGAACCUCUGCUGCCGUGGAACCGUAUGCUCCAGACCCAAAACGCAGCCUUCCAGCCAAGCCAGUACCAGAUGCUCGCGGGGCCGGGCGGGUACCCACCCCGACGCGACGAUCGCGGGGGGAGACAGGGAUAUCCCAGAGAAGGAAGGAAAUACCCUUUGCCACCGCCCUCGGGAAGAUACAGUUGGAAUUAGGGUUUUGUAAAGCUUUCCCAAAUCCUUUCAUCAGUUCUACAAUUUUAUGCUAUUUGUGGAAAGAUUUCUUUCUCAAGUAGUAGUUUUUAAUAAAACUACAGUACUUUGUGUAUUUCUUUUAACUGUGUAUAUUUCUACUGAUCCGAUCUCACUGUUUUAUGUUGCUUUCCAAAGGUGUGUGUUGCAUAAUGCAGUGGAUCUGAAUUUAUUAUUGCUUGUAAAACACAUUUGGUGGAACAGGAAUACUGGUUUUUCAUUAUGGCUAAAAAUCAAACCAGCUGUGGAUUUCAGAACACAGUGUAUUCUAGAUCAUCUAAGAGCCAUGCUGAUUUUUAAUGCACAGGAAUUAGGUAUGAACUCUUGAGCUGGAACCCUCAGCCAACUAGAGUGUAUAUUGUUCAGUAUUUCUUUGGGAACAUUUCAUUAACGUACUUGUCAUAUGGAAAUUUCUGGACUUUAGUAAAAAAAAAGACAAAACAAAAAA